Molecule: messenger RNA, 1619 nt
Organism: Umbelopsis ramanniana AG
Lineage: Eukaryota; Fungi; Mucoromycota; Umbelopsidomycetes; Umbelopsidales; Umbelopsidaceae
Exons: 6
Coding region: 254-1528 (424 amino acids)
Biological process (GO): L-aspartate biosynthetic process
Cellular component (GO): cytosol
Molecular function (GO): pyridoxal phosphate binding; L-aspartate:2-oxoglutarate transaminase activity
Source: RefSeq, a predicted model, not a curated record
AUUGGUAACCACUGUUGGUCUAUCGAUCUUAACUUCCCCCUGUCAUUGUUAGAACCAACUUCUUUGAUGGUGGAUACUGACCUUUCACCCAGUCAGCGAGGUGUUUUCACAUGUAAAGUCAUACCAUUAUCAAAUGUUUCUUAUAUAACAGCAAUAUAGGCAAACUCUCUUUUUCUUCUCUUUUUUUCAUUACCCUCUUCAUCAUUCAAUAAUUAAAAAAAGUUAAACAACAUACUUCUCGUUUAAAACAGCCAUGUCCGCUCCUUCAAGCCGUCUCAACCAACUCACGUCCCACAUGCAAUCUUCCCAAGACGUCUCUUUCUUUCAACAAAUCCCUCAGGCCGCUCCUGAUGCCAUCUUCCACUUGACCGCUCAGUACCAGGCCGACACUGAUCCUCGUAAGGUCAAUGUCGGUGUUGGCGCGUAUAGAGAUGAUAACCUCAAGCCUUACAUUCUUCCUGUCGUGAAAAAGGCCGAUUCAAUCUUAUUCCAUAACCAAAACUUGGAUCAUGAAUACCAACCUAUUGCUGGUCAAAAGACAUACACCAAGGCUUCUUCCAAACUCAUCUUGGGAGAGGAUAGCCCUGCUUUCCAACAAAACCGUGUGGUUGCAAUCCAAACCAUUUCCGGUACCGGCGCCAAUCAUACAGCCGCUGCAUUCUUGGCCAAGUUCCAUAAGAAGGGAGCGAUCUGUCUUUUGUCAAAGCCUACUUGGGCCAACCACAAGGCUAUUUUCAACAAUGUUGGCAUUCAAGUCGCCGAAUACCCUUACUGGAACCCUAGCACACGUGGUUUGGAUUUGGAGGGCAUGCUGGCUGCUUUGGAAGACGCCCCCGAAGAGUCUAUUGUUUUGCUCCAUGCUUGUGCUCACAACCCCACUGGUGUAGAUCCCACCAGGGAACAGUGGCAACGCAUUGCCGAUGUGGUACAGAAAAAGAAGCACUUCCCAUUCUUUGAUUGUGCUUAUCAAGGAUUUGCUUCGGGUAACUUGGAUCAAGAUGCAUGGGCUGUACGUUACUUUGUUGAACGCGGUUUUGAAUUGUUCGUCUGUCAGUCCUUUGCAAAGAACUUUGGUUUGUACGGUGAGCGUGCAGGUAAUCUCACGGUGGUAACCCGUACUGCUGAACAAGCACAGCAUGUCUUGUCGCAACUUGAAAUUUUGCAAAGAUCCGAAAUCUCUAACCCACCUGCUUACGGCUCACGCAUCGUUGAUUUGGUACUUAACGACAAGCAACUCUAUGCUGAAUGGAAUGACAACUUGGGUACCAUGUCUGGACGCAUCAUCGAAAUGAGAAAGCGUCUGUUUGAAAAGUUGCAACAACUCCAAACUCCUGGUACCUGGAACCAUAUUGUUGAUCAGAUUGGCAUGUUUUCCUUUACCGGUUUAUCACCCGCUCAAGUCAAGGUCCUCAAGGAACAAUACCAUAUUUACAUGACUGAUAAUGGUCGCAUAUCCAUGGCCGGACUAUCUUCCAAGAAUGUCGAUUACUUUGCUGAGUCCAUCGAUAAGGUUGUUCGCUCCGUCUAAAACCUUUGUUGCCACUGAAAGAUAAACCCGUAAAUACAAUAAAAAGAAACUUCAAUAGUACAUGUAGUAGCCUUUAAAAAAAAUUUAGGUU